AUGGCGUCUGCAAUGGGCAAAGAAGGGACUUUCUACGCUCCGCAGGAGCCGCAGGCCCAACAGAAGCCAGGGUUGGAGAAACACAUGGUGCCGCCAAGUGAAGCGACCAAGUUGGAGUCAAAUGGAACUUUCGUCGAGUACGUGGGCUCUGGUAAACUGAAGGACAAGAAAGUCCUCAUCACCGGCGGAGACUCGGGAAUAGGACGGUCGGUUGCCGUUCUGAUGGCGAGAGAGGGAGCGGAUGUCACCAUCUCAUAUCUGCCUGAAGAGCAAGAGGAUGCUGAAGAAACAAAAAGAUUAGUUGAGGCCGAGAAACGAACAUGUUUCCUCUAUCCAGGUGAUCUAUCUAUCCGGGAGACAUGUCGCAAAGUCGUUGAGGAGCAUAUCAAGAAGUUUCAGGGAUUGAACGUUCUGGUCAACAAUGCUUCGAAGCAGUUUAUAUGCAAGGACCUUGCUCAAAUUGAUCUGGAUCAUGUGGAAGAGAUAUUCCAAACCAACGUGAUCCAAAUGAUCGCCUUAUCAAAAUUCGCUCUGCCGCAUAUGACACGAGGAGACUCAGGCACAGCUGGAAUGGUCGAUUAUGCAGCCACGAAAGGGGCUAUUGUUGGAUUCACCAGAGCGCUAGCAAAGCAACUGGUGCCGAAGGGUAUUCGAGUCAACGCUGUAGCGCCUGGCCCCGUCUAUACGCCCAUUCAAGUCGAUACAAGAAAGCCAGAGGAGAUGGAGAGCUGGGGUGCUGGGUCAUCUAUUGGCCGGCCUGGCCAGCCAAGUGAAGUUGCAACCAGCUUCGUCUUCCUAGCGAGCGCAGACGCUUCUCUUUAUUAUGGUCAAACUUUGCACUGCUAUCCAUUGGGUGACUAG
Molecule: messenger RNA, 861 nt
Organism: Aspergillus alliaceus
Lineage: Eukaryota; Fungi; Ascomycota; Eurotiomycetes; Eurotiales; Aspergillaceae
Product: oxidoreductase, short-chain dehydrogenase/reductase family
Exons: 7
Coding region: 1-861 (286 amino acids)
Source: RefSeq, a predicted model, not a curated record